CUGGCCCCGCCCCCUUGGCGCCUCCCCGCCUUCGGGCCCUCCCUUUGCACGUGUUUCCCUCCCUCCCUCCCUCCCGGGAGCAGACCGCGCUCAGUCGGGUCCCGGAGGAGGGCGACACGCGUGUACACAGCCAUGGCUGCCGACCCGGGUCGUGCGAACGGCCUUCCCGGGGUUCUUCCCAGCGAAUCGGAGCCCCUCCGACGCCGGAGGUACACGCAGGACAAUUUCGAGUUCCCCAGAGAUCUUGAUCACCGGAGGGGGUCCCUAUGCGACAAACAUUGUGCCGCCAUAAACAACAUCCAUGGAGACCCCGGGGAGGCGCAUUCGGAGUCGCACCACUAUGGGCACGGCUUCAUUACACCCAGGAUGCUGCCAGGUGCUGCACCCUGCCUCGAGCUGCAGGGAGAGGCGGGCUGCCCGCUUCACUCGGAGGAAGUACAAACUUGCGACGCCUGCCUGGUGAAAAUCACGGCGGAGAACGAGGUGGAGGCACACAAGCUUUCCAACAACUACAAGUUUGGCUUUAAGAAAUGGAAGAGCCACGUGACGGAGCGGCCCUGGGAAGACCGCUCUGAGAUUGUGAAGGAGCUCUACUCCGACCUCAACGUCGUCCGGAGCCCUUCAGGCUCCAUGCUGACCUUUGGGAACCUGUAUUACUUGCUGUUCUUCGGGUGGUGGCUGGCCUUGCUCUACCUCCUGGUCUCCCUCCUGAUGUUCCUGACGGUGCUGGGAGCUCCAUACGGAAAACUUUGUUGGAAACUUGCCUGGUAUUUCCUUUGGCCUUUUGGGAAAGUGAUUCAGAAGAUGCGGUCUUACAACCACAACUGCAACAUGAAGUUCUGCAAGUACGACGUCAUUCCGGAAGGCAAGGAGGCCAACCCACUCCUGACGCAGCAGGAGGAACCGGUCAAGCCGGACCCUGACACACACUGGCGCCGUCCCAGCACCGUGAUCUGGCUCCUCUCGGGCUACCCGUUCCUCUGCGUGGCCCACGGCCUGAUCUGCCUGGUCUCCUGGCUCCUGGUCUUCAACAUCCCCAUCGCCAAGAUGAAUGCCCGCGCCAUCGCCAGGGUCCUGCUCCUGCCCCCGGAACGCGUCCACAUCCAGAGCCUCCGGAAGACCUCUGUGCUCCUGGAUGCCGAGGUGGUCCUUUGCUGCUACCGCGCUUGCAACGCUUAUUAUUACAAAUACGCCGUGGACGGAAUCAACGUCUUUGCCGUCAAUCUGCUUCCCCUGGUGAUUGUGACCCUGGCGCUGGGCUACGGAGACAAGCACAACCACUACACCAGCUCCGUCACCAAGUUCACCUUGGCCCUGCUCUCCAUCAUGCCCCUCUCCUACUACAUAGGCAUGGCCAUUGCCAGCAUCUCUGCCCAGAGCAACUUUGCGGUGGGCGCGGUGGUGAACGCCACCUUCGGCUCCAUCACGGAGCUGACCUUCUACAUCACGGCGCUCAUCAAAGGCGCCCGGGAGAAGAACAAGUGCUACGAGGAAAUCGUCAAGUCCGCCCUGACCGGCACCCUCCUGGGCUGCGUCCUCUUCAUCCCCGGGCUGUGCAUGGUCAUCGGAGGCAUCCGGCACCAAGAGCAGAGGUUCAACAGCCGGUCCGCUGGAGUCAGCUCCGCCCUGCUCUUCCUCUCUGUUGGAGGUGUCUUUGCGCCCACCCUCUUCUCCAAGGUCUACGGGCGGCUGGUCUGCGGGGAAUGCCAUAACAUCACGCAGGAGCCACCCGGGCAUUACGUCUGCCAGAGCUGCCACUUCGACCUGAUGGAGAACAACGGCACCUUGUACUACAGCCAUGUUGAGCCCCUGGUCUACACCGUCUCGCUGCUGCUUCCCGUGGCGUACAUCAUUGGGCUCGUCUUUGCCUUGAAGACUCACUCGCACAUCUACGACAUUCACGUCAGCGACUGCCACCUGCCGGGCCACCACCACAGCGCCGUGGUGCACUGGUCGCGCUGGAGGGCCAUGGUCAUCCUGCUUCUGGCCACGCUCUGCAUGUCGGCCUGCGCGGACCUGGCCACCGAGCACAUCAGCCCCAUCCUGGAAAACUCACCUGUAUCUCAGUAUUUCAUUGGCGUGACGGUGCUUGCGAUGGUCCCAGAGCUUCCCGAAAUUGUCAACGGGAUCCAGUUUGCGCUCCAGAACAAUCUCAGCUUAAGCAUCGAGAUCGGGAACAGCAUUGCCGUCCAGGUGUGCAUGCUGCAGAUCCCCAUCGUGGUGCUCUUCACCGUCUUCUAUCCGACGGAUUUCAUCUUGGUCUUCAGCGACCUCCACGUUUACGCCAGCAUUUUCAGCGUGGUCCUCAUGAAUUAUAUCUUCAUGGAUGGCAAGUGUGACUACUUCCAAGGUACGGUGCUGGUGAUGGUCUACUUCAUCCUCAUGGCUGUCUACUACUUUGCUCCUUCUCCCGCUGGAUGCUGAAGUUUUCACCGGACUCUUCAUUGUUCUGCCUUCUUUUUUUGGAACAGCAUCUGCCUCCCUGUUAAGUCAAGAAUACAUCAAUCUCCAAGACUUGGGCUGGAUAUGGCUUCCUUUUUAAAUUCAAUGUGGUCAAGCUCAAGGCCCUCCUGCAGGCUCCUUCCAAAGUCCAUCUCAUAAACGUUUGUUUGAAUUGGGAGCCAUAAAAGGUUUUCGGCGUCUCUUGGAACUCACCAAGAAAGGGAUGAAAGGACUCAUUUCCCAAGGAGAUCCCAAUAAGUUAAGAGAAGUUCUGUGACUUUUAAAGACUCUUGUUGGGAUUGUAUUGCGUCUUCUGUGAUGUCCAACCAUUGAUGGCUGCCUCUGGUCCUUUUGCUGCGGAGAGACAGGAGCAUCUCCAAGUCAAGCUCUUGCUUGGCUUUACGCGGAACAUAAUAAAUAAGUAGUCUUUAUUUUG
Anolis carolinensis (green anole) is the source of this 2878-nucleotide messenger RNA. RefSeq lists its product as uncharacterized. The coding region runs from base 133 to 2424 and encodes 763 amino acids. Gene Ontology annotation, cellular component: membrane; endomembrane system. The transcript is spliced from 21 exons. The record is from RefSeq and is a predicted model, not a curated record. Gene Ontology annotation, biological process: intracellular calcium ion homeostasis; calcium ion transmembrane transport. Gene Ontology annotation, molecular function: calcium:proton antiporter activity. Lineage: Eukaryota; Metazoa; Chordata; Lepidosauria; Squamata; Anolidae.